AUGGAGACCACCCCUACAGGAGAACAUAACAUCACUGUAUACAAGCAUGGAGACCACACCUACAGGAGAACACAACAUCACUGUAUACAAGCAUGGAGACCACCCCUACAGGAGAACACAACAUCACUGUAUACAAGCAUGGAGACCACACCUACAGGAGAACACAGCAUCACUGUAUACAAGCAUGGAGACCACCCCUACAGGAGAACACAACAUCACUGUAUACAAGCAUGGAGACCACACCUACAGGAGAACACAACAUCACUGUAUACAAGCAUGGAGACCACACCUACAGGAGAACAUAACAUCACUGUAUACAAGCACGGAGACCACACCUACAGGAGAACACAACAUCACUGUAUACAAGCAUGGAGACCACACCUCCAGGAGAACAUAACAUCACUAUAUACAAGCACGGAGACCACCCCUACAGGAGAACACAACAUCACUGUAUACAAGCAUGGAGACCACACCUGGGAACACAACAUCACACCAUACAGCACGGGGCCACCCCUACAGGAGAACACAACAUCACUGUAUACAAGCAUGGAGACCACACCUACAGGAGAACACAACAUCACUGUAUCACUGUAUACAAGCAUGGAGACCACACCUACAGGAGAACAUAACAUCACUGUAUACAAGCACGGAGACCACCCCUACAGGAGAACACAACAUCACUGUAUACAAGCAUGGAGACCACCUACAGGAGAACACAACAUCACUGUAUACAAGCAUGGAGACCACACCUACAGGAGAUCACUGUAUACAGCAUACAGAGACAACAUCACUGUAUACAAGCAUGGAGACCACACCUACAGGAGAACACAACAUCACUGUAUACAAGCACGGAGACCACCCCUACAGGAGAACACAACAUCACUGUAUACAAGCAUGGAGACCACCCCUACAGGAGAACAUAACAUCACUAUAUACAAGCACGGAGACCACACCUACAGGAGAACACAACAUCACUGUAUACAAGCAUGGAGACCACACCUACAGGAGAACACAACAUCACUGUAUACAAGCACAGAGCCACACCUACAGGAGAACACAGCAUCACUGUAUCAAGCAUGUACAGUACUGUAUACAAGCACAGGAACCACCCUACAGGAGAACAUAACAUCACUGUAUACAAAGCAUGGAGACCACCCUACAGGAGAACAUAACAUCACUAUAUACAAGCACGCACGAGACCACACCUACAGGAGAACACAACAUCACUGUAUACAAGCAUGGAGACCACACCUACAGGAGAACACAACAUCACUGUAUACAAGCAUGGAGACCACACCUACAGGAGAACACAACAUCACUGUAUACAAGCACGGAGACCACCCCUACAGGAGAACAUAA
This is a messenger RNA of Homarus americanus (American lobster), 1359 nucleotides long. RefSeq lists its product as uncharacterized. The record is from RefSeq and is a predicted model, not a curated record. The coding region runs from base 1 to 1359 and encodes 452 amino acids. The transcript has a single exon. NCBI's taxonomy places the organism in Eukaryota, Metazoa, Arthropoda, Malacostraca, Decapoda, Nephropidae.